This is a messenger RNA of Calidris pugnax (ruff), 1148 nucleotides long. RefSeq names its product galanin receptor type 1-like. NCBI's taxonomy places the organism in Eukaryota, Metazoa, Chordata, Aves, Charadriiformes, Scolopacidae. Gene Ontology annotation, molecular function: G protein-coupled peptide receptor activity. The transcript has 3 exons. Gene Ontology annotation, cellular component: membrane. Bases 13 to 1104 code for a protein of 363 amino acids. Gene Ontology annotation, biological process: neuropeptide signaling pathway. The record is from RefSeq and is a predicted model, not a curated record.
CAGCCUGGCCCCAUGGAGGAGCAGGGAGACAACUUCGUGCUUUCCCUCGGAGACAAUACCAGCAAGUGCCGCCUGGAGACCAACCAAACACAGGCCCCAACGCGCUGGUCAGGAGCAACCAGGGGUGGCCCAGAGGUGGUGAUUGUACCGGUGCUUUUUGGGUUGAUUUUUCUCCUGGGAAUGGUAGGAAACACAUUGGUGUUGGUUGUUUUGGGGCGCCUCCGGCCUGGGGGGCGCCCAUCGCGCAGCGCUACCAACAUCUUCAUCCUCAACCUGAGCAUUGCAGACUUCUCCUUUCUGCUCUUCUGCGUCCCCUUCCAGGCCACCAUCUACUCCCUGCCCGAGUGGAUCUUUGGUGCCUUCUUUUGCAAGUGGGUUCACUACUUGGCUAUGGCGACGAUGCUGGUCAGCAUCUUUACUCUGGUGGCCAUGUCUGUGGACAGAUACAUUGCUGUGGUCCAUGCCAAGCGUUCAUCCUGCAUCCGCAGCAAGCGCAACGCUGCCCUGGGCGUGGGGGUCAUUUGGCUGCUGUCUCUACUCAUUGCCAUCCCUGUCGCCCAGCACCAGGCCCUCAUGAGUGGCCACCAGCAAGCACCCAACAGCUCCUUCUGCUGGGAGCACUGGGCAGACGGUUCGACAGCCAAGCAGAUGUACAAGAUCACCAUCCUGCUGGUGGGAUACCUCCUGCCCUUGGUGCUCAUCACCUGCUGCUAUGCCAAGGUUUUAUACCAUCUCCAUACGAAAGUAAAGAACAUUUCCAAGAAGUCUGAGAGAUCAAAGAAGAAGACGGCGCAGACGGUGCUUCUGGUGGUCGCCGUGUUCCUGCUCUCCUGGCUGCCGCACCACGUCAUCACCAUGUGGGCAGAGUUUGGGCAGUUUCCCCUGAACAACAUCUCCUUCACCUUCCGCAUCAUCUCUCACUGCUUGGCCUACGGGAACUCUUGCAUCAACCCCAUCAUCUACGCUUUCCUCUCGGAGAACUUCCGCAAGGCCUGCCGGCAAGUCUUCACCUGCAAGUUCUUCCUGCGGCCGGUUCCCACUGAGAAACUGGUCAGGAUACGCAUGGAGAACUUCUCUACCACGCACUCGACCACCAACAUGUAAAUGGGGCUCAUAAGUACAUUCCAGGAGGGAGGAAGAGGUGCUGU